Molecule: messenger RNA, 1422 nt
Organism: Uloborus diversus
Lineage: Eukaryota; Metazoa; Arthropoda; Arachnida; Araneae; Uloboridae
Exons: 7
Coding region: 1-1422 (473 amino acids)
Biological process (GO): central nervous system formation; regulation of Toll signaling pathway; innate immune response
Cellular component (GO): extracellular region
Molecular function (GO): Toll binding; growth factor activity
Source: RefSeq, a predicted model, not a curated record
AUGGUGCUGCAUUUCUUGACGGGCUGGCUCUUGCUGGGACUAUCAACAGGUGAUCCGAUCGAGUUCGACCCCUUCUUUGCCGCAUCUGACACCAGUUACUUCUCUCCCCAAGAAGGACCCUUCGGAGCGUUCUCCGGAUUUUCUUUCGGAUCUAGCGGUGCGAGAUUUGAUUCCGAUUUUCAAGAGUCUCCCAGCUUGCCGGUCUACAGGGACGGCGUGGCGACGCCCCCUCAGGUAACUCUUUCUCGCCUGGAGAAAGACUACAAAGCCCAAUUGCAUCGCGUGGCCCAAGCGCAGGUUCAGCAGCAGCAGCAGAGAAGACUCCAGCAGUCCUCGAGACAGGGCAGGAAACAGUACCCAGUGUUCCAGUCGGAUCCUUACCCAUCAGCAUCGAACAUUGACGAGAGGAAACCAGCAAGGUCCAAGGAAGCAGAGAAGCCCCAAACGACCCUCGGUCCAAACUCCAAACCAGUGGAAGUACACACUGGAUUUACACCUAUAAUCAAAAGCGCUGCUGGGCAGGAGAGAAGGUUGAAUUCUCAAAGCCUUUCAAGUGCUGUCAUCAAAGACAUGGAACCGCCCAUACUAACUGCUGCUAGCGUACUGUCUUCACGUCCCACACUUUUUAAAGUGUCUGCCAGUGUUCUGUCUUCUGCAAAAGCUCCGGCUCUGCGCUCUUUGAAUGAAUCUGCGAAUGUGGAUUUAGCCAAGUCCAGGAAAAUAAGCUAUUCCCGUUUCUUAGAUGAUAAGAGCGACAACAAAUCUCUAGUAUUUUCUGGUGAAAGCGUUGCGGCCAGAGUGGCCUCUGGAUCACAAGUACGCCAACAAGUAAUUUCGCCAAUUGGCGAUGAAGCCAAGUUGGUUGCCAAGAAGACUUUAGACAUCAACUGUGACGGAAGCAGAGACUUGGGAUGGUGCGAAUUAGGAGACAAAUACCCAAAAAAAUACGUUGAUCAAGUCCUAUCUUCUUGUCAGGAUGUGAUUCAAAGGAUGCACGUAGAAGUUCCGCAUAGCUUCGAAAAACUUUCGGACAACUCGAAUUUUAAGGCGGAGCUUGAUAACAGCCAGAGAUCAGCGAGGGAGCGCGGGAACCACGACGCUUGGUCUUGGGCAGCUUAUUUCCACCAAGGAUCAUUGUGUGACGCAGAGACGGGCUUUUUGAGGCCAGAAACCGCCAAGGAUUCUUCUGGGAAAUGGAACAUCAUCGUGCAGACUGAUGCCAUCAAGCAAAGAGUUCCCAUCGAAAUGUGCAGGAAAGCAAAUGGGCCAUGCAAGAAGACGACAAAUUGCGGAUUGAAAAGUCAAUGUUUGCAGAAGUACAACUACCAUUUAUUGAUGAGCUUGAAUCCUACCCAAAAGCAUGACUGCCCCUUCAUGAAACUCUACAGAUUCCCUUCUGCCUGUGUCUGCCACGUAGAGUGA